AUGGACUUACUGGGCCCCAUGGAGAUGACGGAGGGCUCCCUCUGCUCCUUCACAGCUGCUGAUGACUUCUACGAUGACCCGUGCUUCAACACGUCGGACAUGCACUUCUUCGAGGACCUGGACCCCCGGCUGAGCAAGGUCAAUGAAGCCUUUGAGACCCUCAAGCGCUGCACCUCCACCAACCCCAACCAGCGCCUGCCCAAGGUGGAGAUCCUGCGCAACGCCAUCCGCUACAUCGAGAGCCUGCAGGCGCUGCUGCGGGAGCAGGAGGACGCUUAUUACCCGGUGCUGGAGCACUACAGUGGGGAAUCGGAUGCCUCCAGCCCCCGCUCCAACUGCUCUGACGGCAUGAUGGAGUACAGCGGGCCUCCUUGCAGCUCUCGCAGAAGAAACAGCUAUGACAGUAGCUACUACACAGAAUCACCAAAUGAUCCAAAGCAUGGGAAGAGUUCUGUUGUUUCCAGCCUCGAUUGCCUCUCAAGCAUUGUAGAGAGGAUUUCCACAGAUAACUCCACAUGUCCUAUACUGCCUCCAGUGGAAACUGUUGCUGAAGGGAGUCCCUGUUCUCCCCCAGAAGGAGCGCAUCUGAGUGAUAGCGGAGCCCAAAUUCCUUCCCCCACUAACUGCACCCCACUUCCCCAGGAUAACAGCAGCAGCAGCAGCAACCCUAUCUACCAAGUACUAUAAAGACAGGUCCAGCUGGACUGUACUGAAAACAAAUUGCUCCAUUCAGCCAUGCUCCAAGACCUGCCUUCUAAGACUGAAAAGAAUUCUUAAGACUUGUCCCAGUUUUAAAAUAUCACUCAAAAUUCCUUCAAAUAUAUAACUUUUCAAGCCUGUAUUACUUCAAAUUAAACCUAAUUAUUUAUUGGUUGUUAAACUAAAGUUAUUUAAUAUGUCUAGAGAUAAAAUUGUAUACCAUGAAAUGGCCGAUGUUUAAUCUGGGCUUUGGGGAAUAGGAGACCUGGCUAUUGAAUGUGGAGGAGAACAGAAAUCUACAACAGUAGUGGCAUGACAGAUCCUUCCUAUUACUCCUGUUCUGGCCAAAAUAA
This is a messenger RNA of Balearica regulorum gibbericeps (East African grey crowned-crane), 1052 nucleotides long. The record is from RefSeq and is a predicted model, not a curated record. Lineage: Eukaryota; Metazoa; Chordata; Aves; Gruiformes; Gruidae.